AUGAGAGGCGAGGUCUGCCAUCUUCAUAUCGGCCAGGCCGGUACCCAGCUCGGUAACAGUGCUUGGGAAUUGUAUCUUCUCGAACAUGGAUUGAAGGCAGAUGGUCGUCCGGACCCUGAAGCUGCCGAUAUUGGCGAGCCUGGCUCCUUCGAGACUUUCUUCACCGAGACUGGCAGUGGCAAAUACGUUCCUCGAUCUAUUUUCGUAGAUCUGGACCCUUCCCCCAUUGAUGAGAUCCGCACUGGUCAAUACCGACAGCUUUUCCACCCUGAGAUGUUAAUCAGCGGCAAGGAAGAUGCUGCUAACAACUACGCCCGUGGACACUAUACAAUUGGAAAAGAACUCGUUGAUAACGUUAUUGACCGCAUCCGUCGCGUUGCCGAUAACUGCUCCUCCCUCCAAGGCUUCUUGAUCUUCCAUUCUUUUGGUGGUGGUACUGGCUCUGGUUUUGGUGCUCUGCUUUUGGAACGCCUCUCGACCGACUAUGGCAAGAAAUCCAAACUUGAAUUUGCCGUUUACCCCGCCCCUCGUGUCUCAACGGCUGUUGUUGAACCUUACAAUGCUGUCCUCUCGACACACAGCACCAUUGAAAACUCAGACUGCACCUUCCUUGUUGAUAAUGAAGCCGUCUAUGACAUCUGCCACCGCAACCUGGAUAUUCCACGCCCUGGCUACGAGCAUCUCAACCGUCUGAUUGCCCAAGUUGUCAGCUCCAUCACCUCAAGCUUGCGUUUUGACGGUGCUUUGAAUGUGGAUUUGAACGAGUUCCAAACUAACUUGGUCCCUUACCCUCGUAUUCACUAUCCUCUGAUCAGUUACGCUCCAGUUGUAUCUAGCAACCGCAGCUCGCAUGAAAGCUUCAAGGUUCAUGAUUUGACGUUCCAAUGCUUCGAACCAAACAACCAAAUGGUUGUUUGCGACCCACGAAACGGAAAAUACAUGGCCGUUGCUCUUCUCUACCGUGGUGAUGUGGUUCCUCGCGACUGCACGGCUGCUGUGGCUUCACUCAAAGCGAAAAAUUCUUUCAACUUGGUUGAGUGGUGCCCUACUGGAUUUAAACUCGGUAUUAACUAUCAAAAACCAAUGCGUGUUCCAGGCGGCGAGCUUGCACCUGUUGAUCGAUCCGUCAGCAUGCUCUCAAAUACAACCGCUAUUGCGGAAGCCUGGAGCCGUCUUGAUCAUAAGUUUGAUCUCAUGUACUCGAAGCGUGCUUUCGUUCAUUGGUAUGUUGGUGAGGGUAUGGAAGAAGGUGAAUUCUCUGAGGCUCGUGAAGAUCUUGCCGCUUUGGAGAAGGAUUACGAAGAAGUUGCCAGUGACAGUUUGGAGGCUGAAGGUGAUGAGGGUGCUGAGUAUUAG
Messenger RNA from Ophidiomyces ophidiicola, 1356 nucleotides. Its product is annotated as alpha-tubulin. Lineage: Eukaryota; Fungi; Ascomycota; Eurotiomycetes; Onygenales; Onygenaceae. Gene Ontology annotation, molecular function: structural constituent of cytoskeleton; GTP binding. The transcript is spliced from 7 exons. The record is from RefSeq and is a predicted model, not a curated record. The coding region runs from base 1 to 1356 and encodes 451 amino acids. Gene Ontology annotation, cellular component: microtubule; cytoplasm. Gene Ontology annotation, biological process: microtubule cytoskeleton organization; mitotic cell cycle.